AUGGCCCAGCAUGCGCGGUGCUGUCUACCUAGCUUUGGUACCACCUUUGGUGGCUCUAAACGACCUCUUUCAAUCAGAACAAGAACAACCCCUUCGCAAAGUGCCAAGUUACUCUCCGCAUUUGAACAUAACUCGUUAGAUUCAUUACUGAAGACCGCGUGGGCCUUGCUGCUCUACCGAUAUACUGGCUUAGAAGAUGUUUGCUUUGGGUAUCAACACUACAGUUUUGACGGUGGCUCUUUGGGUCCCCAUUCGUCGGACUCCGAAGGAUUGUUGGUGUGCAAGCUCACAAUUUAUGAGGGCGAUACGAUCAAUACCCUCCUGAAGAAAUCCCGGGGGACAAGGGAUUUCGAGAAAGUCGUUGGUAUGGGUGGGGGGACCAAUGCCAAUGUCGAUGAUUGUUCGCUAUUCAACACUACCGUCAUGGUACGAGUCUGCGGUGACCGCGCAAAAGGAGGGAACUCUGUACGACCAAUGCUCCCGACUAUUCUUCCAGAGGAGUGUGGUGCUCGCCUCCAUGUCAAGGUAUUGCAGGAAGACAUCUGCAUCUUUCUAGAAUGGUGGAAUACCGAUAUCUCGGCGACACAGAUGGAAAGUGUCGCUCGCUACUUCGAGAAUUUGCUCGACCUGACCCUCUCAAACAAGGAUAUUACGGCCAUUGACGCAGGCGGCUUCCUUGAAUAUGACUGGUCGCGGAUUUGCGAGUUCAAUUCCGUAAUUCCCGAGGACUGUGAUCGGUGUAUCCACGAGGUCAUACGCGAAAAAGCGCGUCUUCAUCCACAGCGGGAAGCUGUAUGUGCCUGGGAUGGAAACUUCACGUACGAAGAAUUAGAUUGCCUUGCGACUAAGCUUGCAUCUCAUUUGCAAGCGCAGAAUGUUGGCCCGGAGGCUCGCGUUGCCCUCUGCUUUGAUAAGUCGAAAUGGAACGUUGUGGCGAUGCUGGGUGUUUUAAAGGCUGGUGGCGCAUUUGUCCCCCUCGACCCAACUCAUCCGACCUCUCGUCUGCGGUCCCUAAUUGACUCCGUGGAGGUCAAGAUCAUGCUUUGCUCUAGAAAUAGAGAGGAGUUUUUGAGUACGGUGGCGGAGAGCUUGAUACCUUUAGAUGAACAGUUUCUCGCCGAGAUAUCUCCGCCACCUGCCGGAGCUGUUACGCAAAACGAAGUGAACGGCAGUAACGCAGCCUACCUGGUCUUUACCUCUGGAUCAACUGGGCAACCCAAGGGUACCUUGCUCGAGCAUAGGGCCUUUGUCUCGGCCGCAAUGUCCUAUGGCCAGCCAAUGGAUAUGGAUUCCGAAUGCCGGAUAUUACAAUUCGCAGCACACACAUUCGACGCAAGUCUUUUCGAAUCAAUAUCCCCGCUGAUACAUGGAGGCUGUACAUGCAUUCCGAGCGACGGCGAGCGCAUGAACGACGUAAUCCAGGCAAUAAACAGGAUGAGAGUCAACGUUGUCUGCCUAACACCGUCAUUUGUGCGUUUCAUCAACCCAUCGAGCAUACCCAGGGUAAAGACCAUUAUCCUAGUCGGCGAGGCAAUGUCCCGCGCAGACCUGGAAACAUGGUCCCAUAUCAAGCUUGUGAACGGAUACGGGCCCACAGAGAGUGCCGUCUGUGCUGCGAUCAAUUCCGAAAUUCAUAUGGCUUCUGACUGCCGCGAUAUUGGAUUGCCCACGGGUGUGCACUUUUGGAUCGUAAACCCAAAUGACCAUGAUCAGCUUGUUCCUGUGGGAAGUCCAGGUGAAUUGCUACUUGAGGGACCUACUCUUGCGCGGUGUUAUAUCAACAACCCGGAAAAGACGAACGAGGUCUUCAUCUAUAACCCUAAGUGGUCACGCCAAGAUUCCCGCGGCGAUCGCAGGUUUUACAAGACGGGGGAUUUGGUAAGAUACAACUCUGACAAAGGUUCACUAAUUUUCAUAGGGCGGAAAGAUACACAGAUUAAACUUCAUGGGCAGCGAAUUGAGUUGGGCGAGAUUGAGAACAAUAUCAGCACCCUUCCCAUGAUCAAGCACUGCAUAACAUUCUUCUGCAAAUCAGGAUCUGCCAAGGGGAAGAUUGUGGCUGUGAUAUCUUUACAGGGCGGAUCAUCUUCGAGUACUGAGCCACUCAAGCUCUUGGAACAGCCAGGGAGGAAUUCAGCUGUCGCGGAACUUCGGGAGUUACUAUUGAACAGACUUCCGACUUACAUGAUUCCCUCAGUAUGGCUGUGCGUCGAAUCCCUUCCACUACUACCAUCCGGGAAAUUGAACAGGAAAGAGAUCGUAAGCUGGGCAACCAACCAAACAGACGAUCUCCAUAGCAAAGAUGCCGAAUCUAGCAAUGACGAACCUACACCGACAACACAGGUCGAAGAAACAGUCGAGGACUGUCUAAUCUCAAUAUGGAGUCGCGUCCUCGCUACACCACGAAGCAAGAUUAGCGUCGAAGACGGCUUUCUAGCUCUAGGCGGCGACUCCAUAGCUGCCAUAACUUGCAUGGGCUACUGCAAGAAACAGGGCAUGGGGGUUACAGUGCAAGAUAUCUUGCAGAGCAGAUCAAUCCGAGAUCUGGCAACGCGUGUAAAAGAGAUUAGUCGGCCCGUGGAAUACCGAGAAGCGACUGAGCAGCCAUUUGAGCUCUCGCCUGUCCAGAAACUUCAUUUCAUGAUCCGGGAUGAGGGCCAGGGGUACUUUAACCAGGGGAUUCGGACACGAUUGAAUCAACGGGUUAGCGUGGAGGAUAUGCGUCGCUCGAUUGAAGUGAUUGUCAAGAAGCAUUCUAUGCUGAGGUCUCGGCUUGUUGUUGAUGCUGUGGCUGAAGGCCUCCAACAGCGUAUCACUGAAGAGGUGGAUUCGUCGUAUCGGUUACGUUUUCACAAUAUUGAAGAGGAGGCUCAGAUUGAUAGCGCCGUUGCUGAUAGCCAGUUGUGCAUCAACGCGGUCGAGGGCCCGAUAUUGUCUGUGGAUCUAUUCGCCUCCGGGGACGACUACUUCUUUUCUAUGGUUGCUCAUCAUUUGGUCGUUGACAUUGUAUCUUGGAGGAUUAUCUUGGAAGACCUCGAAGAUAUUCUACUUCAUCCCGAAGACAAAGCCUCCAAUACCCAGUCUCUUCCGUUCUCCACAUGGUGUCGUUUGCAGGAUGAGAGGACACAUGCCUUGAGCGAAGUUUUGGGCGAUGUACCCACGCUCGAUUUCGCUUAUUGGGGGGCCGAAGACCAGGUUGUAACCUAUGGAGAUGUUACCUGCGAGACAUUUGAGCUUGACCUAGAUGAUUCCUAUUCGAUACUAAUGGGAUGUCAUAGGAGUCUAGGAACCGAACCAAUCGAUGUCCUACUAGCGUCACUUUUACACUCAUUUGGUCAAACAUUUACAGACCGGCCAUUACCUGCUAUCUUCAAUGAGGGACAUGGAAGGGAAGUCUGGGAUCCCACGAUUGACAUCUCUCGCACAGUUGGCUGGUUCACUACAGUGUAUCCCAUCUCAAUUGCGGGUCAAGUGCCGGAUGACCCCGUUGGAACCGUCGUGCACGUCAAAGAUUUGCGCAGGCGCGUCUCGGAUAAUGGAAGACAGCAAUUUGCGAGUCGAAUGUCUACCCAAAGCCAUCCUUGCCCGAUGGAACUCACCUUCAACUACGUCGGCCAACAUCGCGAUCUACAAAGACAGGAUGGCCUGUUCCAGCUCAUGAAUCAAAUGGCCGGUGAAACUGGCCAGGGCGGAGGUGCAUCCGACUUUGGGCGAGAUACUCCUCGAUUUGCACUGUUCGAGAUAUCAGCCCUUGCUGUGAAUGGAAGGAUCCGUUUUGUAUUCUCUUUCAGCAAAUAUAUGAAGCAUCAAGAGAGUAUUCGGACGUGGAUUGCUAGAUGUGCGGACGUGCUCAGGUCUCUGGGGAGAACACUCCAGACUAUUCCUACGAAACCAACAUUGAGUGACUUCCCAAUGUUAUCUUUGACGUACCCGCAGCUCGAUAAUAUGCUGUCGAAGAAGCUACCGAGUAUCGGUGUAAGCUCCUCGGAGCUUAUCGAGGAUAUCUACCCGUGUUCUCGUAUGCAGCAAGGCAUUUUACUUGCUCGAUCUCGGGAUAGUUCUUUGUAUGCCGUUCACGACACGUAUGAAGUAUUAGGCCUUGAAAGCAAGCCUAAUGCUGUUCAUUUGACUUGCUUGGACGACGGCGACGUGGUAUCGACAUUCAACGGCCAACAGCCUGCACACCACAACGGGUCUCAGCCACACCACCGCCUAACUGUUUGCGAGACACCAGGCGGCCGAUUGUUCUUUAGAAUAGAAAUAAGCCACGCGGCUAUGGAUGGUGUGUCGAUUGCAGUUAUCCUGAGAGACCUCCAGCUCGCGUACGACGGAAAAACCGAUACCCACAAGCCACUGUUCAAGAACUUCAUGCAUUAUCUGCACAAUACUCCACAGGAAGCCAGUAUUAAGUACUGGAGCAAGUAUCUGGCGGGGAUUAAGCCUUGCCUUUUCCCUGCACUUACCGAUGGCAAGAAUGUCUCACAGAAGCAGCUCAAAACUUUGCGGCUCAAUUUCGGUUCUUUCAGUGAAUUGCAGUCUAUCUGUGAGAAAAAAGCUCUGACACUCUCAACUGCUUUUACUGCCGCCUGGGGGCUCACAAUUCGCUUAUUCUGCAACUCGGAUGAUGUGUGCUUUAGCUAUAUGACUUCUCUGAGAGAUGCAAUGGUUGAUGAUAUUGAGUCAAUUGUCGGGCCCGUUAUCAACCUUCUUGCCUGUCGAAUGAGGGUAUCCAAAGAUGAGCCACUCCGGGAUAUCCUUCAAAGAGUCCAGAACGACUGCAUGCAACAGUUGCCUCACAACAGCCUGUCAUUCAUCGACAUCCAACAUGAACUCAAGCUAUCCGACACAGCAUUGCUCAAUACUGGAAUAUCAUACCAGAAGACGGCCAAGAUGGAAAUUCAACCGUCUUCGGAAAUAGUUCUUUCUCGAGUCGGUACGAUCCAGGAUCCCGCUGAGUACCCGCUCUUUGUCAACGUCGUGGCCUCGGACAAGGUUGCAGAAAUCGAGUUGAAUUACUGGACGAACACAUUAUCUGAUGAGCAGGCUAAUAACGUCUCCAGUGUAUUCUUGAAAUUCCUCGAUGACAUUGUUCAUCACCAUGGAGAUCAGAUUGACCGACUGGAAACUUUGAGCGAGUGGAAUAAGCAGCGGAUAAGGAAGUGGAAUAAACAGCUUCCUGAAGAAACUGACACGCUUGUCCAAGAUAUCAUUCAAGAAAAGGCUGUCUCCCAAGCCGAUGCACCUGCUAUUGUAUCCUGGGAUGGAACUCUUACUUACGCCGAACUUGAGCACCUGUCGUCGCGUCUCGCCACUUAUCUCCUGCAACAUGGAGUGCGCACGGGGGCCCUGGUGCCUAUUCAUUUCAACAAAUCCGUUUGGCAAGUUGUGGCUAUAUUGUCUAUUCUGAAAGCCGGCGGUGUAUGCAUUCCAAGAGACAAGACCCAACCAGGGAGCAGCCUUGACAAAUGGCUCAUUGACAACGGUGGGCUCAUCGCAGUUACGUCCCUCAAUGGGGCUGAAUUGCUAGAGGGAACGUUUCCCGUUGUCCUACCUAUUGAUAAGUCGAUCAUUGAGGCCCUGCCCAAUUCUAGAUUUAUCAAUUCCAGCCAGCCACGGCCUUACGACGAUGGUUAUGUUGUCUUCGAUACUGAUGGGUCGGCCGUGAUUUUGGGCCAACGCGCAAUCGUGUCCCGAGCAGCAUCCUUUGCGUCCGCAACCAAUAUGGAUUCUGCAAUGAAAACAUUCCAAUUUGCUCCCUUUACGUCUGAUAUGUUCCUGCAGGAAUUAAUUGGUACAUUUAUGAAUGGAGGCUCCGUUUGCAUCCCUGAAAGUAACUCCAUCAACCAGCUGUCGCACUCGAUCAAUGCGACAGGCGCGAACUUCGCCAGUCUCACGCCAUCAAUCGCCUCUUUGCUUGAUCCAUCAGAAGUCCCGGGAAUCCAAGUGUUGGCUCUGUUUGGGGAGCCUUCAACAAGAGACGUUCAGAAACUAUGGUCCGAGAAAGUCCAACUUCAUUCUUUCCUCGGAGCACUUGAGUGCUCUUCUACUUCCAUCCAAGACACCAGGUCAGACCACCUGGGUGCAUUACCGACAAUCAAAGCCAGCGAAGGAUGUUGUUCCUGGCUGGUUGAUCCGUCCAACUCUGCCAACCUAGUUCCCGUGGGAUGUGUUGGUGAGCUGGUCAUCGAAGGCCCUGGCGUCUCUCGCGGACAUCUGUGUGAUGAGACACAAAAGCGGAGUGCAGAAAGUUUCAUAAAAGAUGAAGGUGGAAUUGUGGAAUCAACCAAAAGGACAUACUCGCGCUUCCCAAGGCUCCGCCAGCAAAUGUUCAAGACGGGAUAUCUGGCUCGUUACAACUCCGACGGAUCUCUGGUGUACUUCGGAAGGAAAGAUGGCGAGACAAGCCAGAACUCACAGAUGAUUGCAUUUGAGAGUGAACAUAUUCUUAAUACAAUAGAGUUGCCGGGCUAUCGAUGUAUCGCCGAAGCAAUUGAUCUAGGGGUUGAAGAAUACCCCGAGACCUGUGUGGCUAUUUUCAUUCUCUCGACGGAUGCACAGCCAACAGUGACGAAGGAGCAUACAGCAGUAAUUUCGCCCAAAACCAACGAGUCACACCAAGCUAUGGUUAAGCUUCAUGCUCAUCUGGCAGCUUCAUUGUCUACAUGCCAGACUCCCAGCCUCUACGUACCCGUUUCAGGAUUACCCUUGACCCCACUGGGAACGGUGAGCCGUUUGCUACUCAAGGACGCAGUGCGAACCCUUUCAAUGGAAUCAUUGCUCGAGUACGACGUGAAAAAAUUCGGGGAGUUUUGGCGCCACGAGUUGGAGAAACCCUCUGUCUCAGGGAAACUCCUGCUGCAACCAUUUUCUACCCAAGGACCUCCAGCCCCAAAGAUGGCUGAUAAGAAUAUCAAGAUACCAUGGACUGGUGCCAUGCAAAAGUCGAGGGCAAGAGAAUCAUUACUUUGCGCUUGGGCUUUGGCCAUCCACAGUUAUACUCAAUGUGACGAUAUCAUUCUGGGCGAGUUAUUAAUGAGCACUGAGGGAAGCUCCCGAACGAUUGUGCCUCGGCGAGUUCGAAUCGACAAAACAGAGAGCAUAGCUGGGAUCCUUGAGCGUACAUGCUCUUCUUUGAUUGCGUCUAAGCCCUUCGAGACAGCAUUGGUUUCGUCAAUCAGUCAUCUAAACGCAGAUACUGCCCGCGCCUGCGACUUCGAAACUGCCCUUUCUAUCUCAUUUGUGGGUGCAGAUCAGCAAAAGGGAUACCUGGAGAGCGUAGAGGCAGAACAAGAUGUACACUCCAAACUCUCCGUGUGUCCGCUAGUCAUUUUCUGUACCAUCGAAGAGACAGGGGUGCAGCUAGCCGCUCGCUAUGAUGACAGGGUUCUAUACCAUUCUCAGGUCGAGCAGUUACUGGCCCUAUUUGGCGAAUGUAUAAAUGUCUUUGGGCCAACGAUUGGGCUGAGGGAGAAAGUCGGCGAUCUUGCAAAACGAGGUGAAAGCCUUCAAGUCUUUAAUGACACGGUCAACUACUGGAAAGAGUACUUGGCUGAACUCGAGCCAUGUCUAUUCCCAGCGCCGAAUCCUAAAAAGGAACAAAGCAAGAUCAGUAUGGAGACUCUGAGAUUGCCGAAUGUGUCGAAGAUACAGGAUGUAUGCAAUGACCUAUCAAUAGCUCCGAGCUACUUCCUUCAGACUGUGUGGGCUCUAGUUCUUCGAUGUUACACUGGCAUGGACGAAGUUUGCUUUGGCUACUAUGCCUCCGGUAAGAAGGCCUCUGUCGGAGUCUUGCCUUGCCGACUUGGAUUGAAUGAUAAUUUCAAACUUCGAGACGUCUUACAGAAGAGAAAAGAAGACAUGGAGAGGGCGCUGAGAUAUCAGAUGUCCCUUUUUGAAAUCCAACGGGCCAUCGGCUCUGAAAACCCUGCGAUCUUCAAUACGGCCUUCAGAUACAGGAAGUCUUCGGCAGGAGUAGCUGAUUUCAGCAACAUACUUCUUAGCCAGGCUGAAGACAAGCUAGAUCGGUAUCUCAUCGUUGUUGACGCUAGCAUCUCUGGGCUUUCCGCCGAGAUCAACUUUGAAUAUCAGACAAGCAGCGUUUCGGACAAUGACAUGAAAACUAUUAUCGAUUGCUUUGAAUGCACUCUUAACUCGGUCCUCACUAAUGUCGAGCAAGCCCGGUCCAUUAGAGACGUGGAGUUCCUUGGGACGCGUUCUCGCCAACAAAUGAGUGCUUGGAACGCAACCCUUCCUGAAAUGCCGAAACAGUGCGCGCACACGAUCAUCCAGCAGCAGGCACUCGCACGACCUUCAGCACCAGCCAUUUGCUCCUGGGACGAGAAUUUCACAUAUGCACAGCUUGAUCUAUUAACAACUAAGCUUGCCCACUACUUGAUGGAUCGAGGUGUUGGUCCGGAAGUCUUUGUUGGCUUGUGUUUUGAGAAAUCAGCUUGGGCCGUCAUUGCACAAGUUGCUGUUCUAAAAGCCGGUGGUGCCUUUGCGUCCCUAGAUCCUACUCACCCCGAAAGCCGGUUGCAAAGCCAGAUUGCUGAUAUUGAUGCUCCGAUUGUGUUGUGCUCCACUCGAUAUCUGGAGAAAAUAUCCCGGGUAUGCAAGGCUGCGCUAGAUGUCAGUCAAAGUACAUUGGGCCAGAUUCCAACUCCAUUAGCUCUCAAAACACUGCCGAUGUUGAGCGUUAAUAAUGCAGCCUACGCAAUAUUCACAUCUGGAACAACUGGAAAACCUAAAGUAACUGUUCUUGAACACGCUGCACUUGGGGUGGCCUCUGUGUCUUUCGCUGAUAGAUUUGGGAUGGGCACGGAGACUCGUGUGAUACAAUUUUCAAGCUACACCUUUGAUGUGAGCGUGCUCGAAACCAUAAUCACCCUCAUGACGGGUGGCUGCGUAUGCGUUCCGAGUGAUGAAGAACGUCUGAACGACUUGGCAGGUGCAAUUACGAGAAUGGGAGCAAACCUGAUAAGCUGCACUCCAUCUGUCACUAGUACACUCGACCCAAGCAAUGUUCUGACAUUGAAAACGAUUAUAAACGGAGGCGAAAAACUAAUGGAAAGUCAGAUCACUCGUUGGUCAGACAGGCGGAUGUUCAACGCAUACGGGCCUUCCGAAGCUACGGUCAUUGCCACCACAAGCCUGAAAGUUGACCAGGAUGGAAUACGGCUGGACGACGACUGCAACUCUAUUGGUACUGCCGUGUGUGGAAGAGCUUGGAUUGUGGAUCCCCGCAAUUAUAAUCGACUCCUUCCUGUCGGGGCUGUAGGAGAACUAGUGCUGGAAGGAUACAACAUCGCCCGUGGCUAUCUCAACAAUGUCAAGAAAACGGAAGAAGUUUUCAUCACCCAGCCCCAGUGGUGCGAAACUGAAGAGACGCGAAGUGUAUUCAGGUACACUGGACGAAUGUAUCGGACCGGUGAUCUGGUCCGUUAUAAAUCCGACGGAAAUAUCUGCUUCAUUUCUCGCAUGGACACACAAGUCAAACUUAAUGGCCAGCGCAUCGAAUUGGAGGAAAUUGAGCAGCAAUGCGCCACUCUAUCACCAGCUAAUACACAGGUGGCAGUCGACAUCGUGGUACCGGAAACAAAGGCUAUCGCUAAAACGCUAGCUGCUUUCUUUACUGUUGAAUUACACUCAGCUCCGGAAGAGGAUGCCUCUUCAAGCGUGCUACUUGGUUUGUCUGAUUCUACCCAAAAGACCAUUGGGGAGCUUUAUAGCUCUUUGACCCAAAAUUUGCCGCAGGUUAUGAUACCUAAGCUCUAUUUCCCCGUCCGAUAUCUACCCCUGGGUACGACUGGUAAGCUUGAUCGCAAAGGACUCCGAACCAUGGUCCAGGCCCUUUCCAGAGACCAGUUGAAGCCUUACAUGAUCUCAAACUCUGGAUCUGGGCGGGCGAUAGAGCGAGCAGCAAAAUCGACACUCUGUGAUCUAUGGGCAGAAGUUCUGGAGGUUGAGCCAGGCUCCAUUAGUGCGGAAGAUAGCUUCUUCGGACUAGGUGGCGAUUCAUUUUCCGCCAUGAAGCUCGUUGGAGCCGCAAGGUCCCAGGAUAUUUCUUUGACUGUUACCCAGAUAUACGAACAUCCUGUCCUAACAAACAUGGUCAGGUGCUGCGAGAACGCCGAAGAAACCGCGGAAGGACCAGACCUUGAGCAAUUCAGUCUUGUCCCUCAGUCGGCACCAUUGCAUGAUAUCCUGCAUGAAGUCUCUGACCAAUGUGGAAUUGCUGAGGAUGUCAUAUCUGAUAUCUACCCUUGCAGCCCAGUACAGGAAGGGUUGCUUACGCUGUCCAUUCAACACCGUGGGGCCUAUGUUGCACGGUCCAUUUAUCGACUGGCCGCCGAUGUUGAUAUUGAGAAAUUUAAAGCCACCUGGCAGCAAGUUGCUGACGAGUUUGAUAUCCUCCGGACUCGGAUUGUCCACGUCGAGGAUGUUGGUUUCCUCCAAGUCGUCCUGAAAAGGGAGCGGAUCUCCUGGACCCUUGAGACGACGCUUGAUGAUUCAAAUGAUGAUCCCAUGAGUGGCAACGGAGGACUUUUGGCCAAGUACGCAAUUGUCCAACUUGGACCCUCCGUGCGUUACUUUAUUUGGAAAGUCAACCAUGCUCUCUAUGAUGGGUGGAACAUCCCACGCAUUUUGAAGAGAGCCGAGGACAUCUACUCCAAUUUUCCAGGCAAGAAUCUAACAGUUUCGUACAAGCUCUUCAUCCACCAUCUACUCCAGCGUGAUAUAUCGCAAUCGGACGAAUUCUGGAAAUCAUAUCUGGGCGGUCUGUCCUGUGAGCACUUUCCUGCGCAGAAAAACAGGGAAUCGAGUUAUUCUGGGGCUGGAGGCAUCCAACUCAGCAGUCUAACUAUUUCAAGGACAACCGGGGUUGCUGAUAUCACCAUUCCCGAGUUGAUUCGUGCUGCAUGGGCAGUCGUGCUUUCGGUCCACACUGGGUCUAGCGACGUCUGCUUUGGUGAAACCCUAAUGGGUAGGAAUAUUGAUAUGCCAGGAGUUACUGACGUUGCGGGACCCGUGUUGACGACCGUUCCAAUGCGCAUACGGGUGGAAAACAAACUCCCAGUGGUCCAAUACCUGUACGAUGUGCGCCAAAUGACAACAGCGAUGAUACCUCAUCAACACCACGGUCUUCAGAGAAUACAGAAGCUCAGCGGUGACACAGCACUUGCGUGCAAUUUCCAGAACCUGCUUGUGAUACAGUCUGAUGAUGGCCAGCUCAACCAAAAUAUAUGGAGCCCAGAGAAUCAGCAGACUCGAGGAGACUUUUUCACUCAUCCUCUCGUUGUGCAAUGUCAAAUCUCCGGUUCCACGCUAAAUAUCCAAGCCCAUCACGAUGAACUAGCUCUCGACAAUUGGCAAGCCGAAAGGCUGAUAGAGCAAUUCUGCUUUGUUCUCGAGCAGCUUCUCAAGGUUCCUCGAAGCAGUUCACUCAUGGUAGGGGGUAUUGAUAUCACCAGCCCGUUAGAUAAAAAGGAUAUUGCCAAAUGGAACCAACGCCAGGUGCCAUGUAUCGACAAAUGUGCUCAUGACAUGAUCCGGGAGCAUUCUCUCUCACAACCGCAAGCGCCUUCCAUAUGCUCAUGGGAUGGGAGCUUUAAUUACCGGGAAAUGUUCGAGCUUGCUUCCUCCUUCGCGGAAUACCUGGUAUCUUGCGGAGUAGGUCCGGAAACAUUUGUCCCAGUCUGUUUGGACAAGUCUCUUUGGGCAAUUGUCACUAUACUAAGUGUCCUUCUGGCGGGAGGAGCCUUUGUUCCGCUCGACCCUUCGCAUCCGACCUCGAGGCACAAAGAGAUCUUGGAAGAAAUAGAAGCAGAUAUUAUACUCUGUUCUCCACAGUUACGCAACCGCUAUCUAGGCUCCGUCGGCACAAUUAUUCCUGUGAGCAAAAACACUAUCACGGCCUACGCUGCUGUCACAACCAACAAGAAAUCGCGCGCCACCGUUUCACCUUCUAAUAUGGCAUAUGCGAUAUUUACUUCAGGAAGUACAGGCCGCCCUAAAGGGAUAGUAAUUGACCACCGCGCAGUCUGCAGCAGCAUUAUGGGCUUUGCCUCUGUUAUGCAUCUGAACAAGGACUCCAGAGUCUUCCAAUUUGCAUCUCUUACCUUCGACGCCGCCAUAUUAGAGGUUCUCGGAACUCUAAUGCUAGGAGGCUGCAUCUGUGUUCCGAGUGAUGAUGAGCGUUUAAACGAUAUUCCAGGAGCAAUGCAGCGAAUGAACGUCUCAUGGACGUUCUUGACGCCUUCUGUCGCCUCUAUCCUUGAACCAUCAUCUGUACCCUCCUUGAAGGUGCUUUCCUGUGGAGGGGAAGCACUAUCUCGCGAGGUGGUAAUGAAAUGGGGAAACAGACUGAAGUUCCUUGGAGGCUAUGGUCCUACUGAAACAGUCGUAUUCGCGGUUGUGAACGGCGACUUUGUCAACCAUGGCUUCGCCUGUAUCGGCUAUGGAAUCCCGUGCACUUUAACUUGGAUAGUCGAUCCUGAGGACCACCACCGACUGAUGCCUUUGGGAACGGUUGGUGAACUUGCAUUAGAAGGGCCGGCUCUUGCAAGAGAAUAUCUCAAAAAUUCUACGAAGACAGCGGAAACUUUUAUCAAUGAACCCGCCUGGGCCAAGAACUUCCCAAGCUCAUUGUCUUCUACUAGGAGAAUAUACAAGACUGGUGACCUUGUUAAAUAUAACUCCGAUGGAUCGAUAGAGUACCUUGGUCGUAAGGAUCACCAAGUCAAGCUGCAUGGACAACGUAUGGAGCUCGGAGAGAUCGAACAUCGCUUGCUUGAAAGCCAGAAUGUUCGAAGCGCAGUUGUGAUUCUUCCUCAUACUGGCCCACUCCGACAGAAGCUAGUUGCAGUUAUUUCUCUCAAGUCACUAGCAUCUGACUCGAGCACGAUUACAACAGGAGCCUGCGAGCUGCUAAGCCAAAGGGACAUGUUGAGAGUCGGACAUCAGGAAGCCAAUGCAACCCAAAAGAGCAUUGAGGCGCAGCUGCCUCAUUACAUGGUCCCACAAGUUUGGGCAGUUGUUAAAAACAUUCCGAUGCUUGUGUCUGGAAAAUUGGACAGGAAGAGAGUCACAAGCUGGCUUGAGCAACUUGAAGACUCCGUAUACGAUCGGAUCAUGCAGGACUACGAUACUGCGACUUACGAUAUUGCAGAGGAGGGGAAGGCGCAAGAAAAUGAAGCUGAAGCCCCCACUCUUCUUCGAGAGAUCUUUGCCCAGGUGUUGAAUCUACCGCUAAACAAGCUCGAUGCAAGCCGUUCAUUUAUCUAUCUUGGUGGAGACAGCAUCACCGGAAUGGCGGUGGUAUCAAAGGCGCGUAAGCGUGGAUUGAAUCUACCUCUCAGUCGUAUUCUCCAAAGCAAGUCCAUUGGAGAGCUUUCUACAAGCCUUGAGGCUAAGCCACGCCAAGUCAAGAACGAGGGAGAUUCAAGCGGUGCCUUUCAACUGUCUCCAAUUCAAAAGUUGUUCUUCCGCUCAUCGCAUGCUGUACCCAAGAACUGUGAGCGGUUUAACCAGAGCAUGACUGUUCGCCUCACCCAGAGGGUGCAGCCAAGUGUACUAGAGGAUGCUCUACGGGCUGUUGUCCAAAAGCACACCAUGUUUAGGGCACGCUUCGUCAAGUCCAAGGAAGGAACAUGGCAGCAAAUGGUUACAAAGGAGAUUGAUUCGUCUUACAAAUUCCGCACUCAUUCUGCCAAAAACUCCAAUGAGAUGCUAAGCCGAAUUGGAGAUACCCAAUGCUCUUUGGACGUUCAGACAGGACCUGUAUUUGCUGCAGACCUCUUCGACAAGAAUGGACAGCAGGUUCUAUUUUUGGUAGCGAGCCAUCUGUGCGUGGAUGUCGUCUCCUGGCGCAUCGUUCUCCAGGAGCUUGAAGAUUUCAUUAACACUGGGUCACUAUCUUCCGAUGCGCCGCUCUCAUUCCAAUCCUGGUGCAACAUACAACUUGAGAGCAGCAAACCCACCAAGUCCGUCGAAGUUCCCUGCCAAUUGCCCGACCUUGGCUACUGGGGUAUGACCCAAGUGCCGAACAGUUAUGGACAAGUCAAAAUGCAAAGUUUCACCUUGGACAAACAAACCACUGCAUUCAUUUCUGGGCAAUGUCAUGAAAUCCUACGAACCGAGACAAUUGAGGUCUUGCUUUCUGCUGCUCUACAAUCGUUCAGCCGCAUCUUCACCGAUAGAGAUACUCCCACAAUCUAUAAUGAAGGCCAUGGGCGUGAAGCUUGGGAUUCUUCUGACCCUUCCGGAACGGUUGGUUGGUUUACCACUCUAAACCCUAUCCAUGUUCAAACGAGUUCAGAUCUUCUCGAUACAAUGAAGCAUGUUAAGGACACACGGCGUCAAAUUGCUGCGCUCAGUCAAACCUUUUUCGCGCAGGAUGUUCUCCACCGCAAUAGCAACAAAUUCCCUGUACCACUUGAGAUCCUCUUCAACUACCUCGGCAAGCUCCAACAGCUCGAACGAGACGAGUCAAUCUUCCAGCACUACGGCGAUGUGUUCAAUGCCGAGACAAUGGACUCCGUUGGGGAUAUGGGAUCUGAGACACCCAGAUUCUCCCUCUUCGAGAUAACCGCGGUGAUAAUAAAGGAGCAACUGCAUGUCUCAUUCACCUACAAUCGCAAUAUGCAUCAGCAGACCCGAAUCCAAGCCUGGAUGGCCGAGUGUAAACGCGUUCUCGAAAUCGAUAUGCCCAAUCUCAGGAACGUUACACCGGAACCUACACUGAGCGACUAUCCUUUACUCCCCAUAACGUAUGAUGGGUUGAAGGACCUUACCGAGAAUACUCUCCCGGGACUUAAUAUACCACACUGGAGCCAGGUGGAAGACAUGUACCCGUGCUCUCCGAUCCAGGAGGGUAUCCUCCUCAGCCAGCUACGCGAUCCGCACGAGUACAUCUUCAACGUAAUCUUUGAGAUGCGAUGCUUCGGGCAAAAGAAUAUUGAUUUAACGAAAUUGAGAAACGCUUGGUCGAUGGUUGUCGCGCGUCACCCUAUCCUGAGAACAGCUUUCGUUGACAGCAGCUGCAAAGGCGAGUCCUUCGAUCAAAUAGUGAUCAAGAGAGCUAGGGAGACAAUAGUGGAAAUUGAGUGUGACGAUUCGUCUGCGCUCAGCAAACUCGACGCCAUCAGCCUUCAAGACAGCGACAAGUCCACAAAAGUCUAUCAUCAGCUGGCCUUCUGCAAAACAUCUACUGGAAGAAUACUAGUGAAGUUUGAACUGAAUCACCUCAUUGUUGACGGUGGAUCCUUUUCCAUUCUGAUGAGGGAACUGGCGUUAGCCUACAGCAAUCAACUUCCACUAGGAUCAGGACCAUUAUUUAGCGACUAUAUCAAAUACCUCAGGCGGGAAUCCUCUGCCCAAGCCCUGGAAUACUGGAAGAAGCGCCUCGCCGGUGUUCGCCCGUGUCAUUUGCCAGUUGCUACGGGUAAGAGCGGUGCCCGCCAACUAGGUACUCGCAUGGUGCCAUUCGAUCGGUUCGCCGAGCUUCAAUACUUCUGUGAGACAAACUCGAUCACUCUUGCGAACCUAAUCCUUGCGGUAUGGGCAAUAUUCCUGCGUAGUUAUACACAGUCUGACGACGUCUGUUUCGGUUACCCAUCCACCGGCCGCGACUUGCCCGUUUCUGGGAUCCAGGAUGCGGUGGGGAUCUUCAUCAACAACAUAUGCUGCCGAGUCAAGUUCCAGUCAGACCAGACGCUACUCGGUCUCUCCAAGUCUGUGCAGGACGAUCAUAUCAAGAGCCUUGCCUAUCAACACGCUUCGCUCGCGGAGAUACAACAUGCGCUGGGUAGACAGGGCAAGCCUCUGUUUAACACUUGUAUCUCCAUACAGAAUCACUCAGCUGACAAGGUCGAGGUUGCGGGGAUUUCAUAUGAGUUCCAAAAGGCGCACGAUCCUUGCGAGUACCCGCUUACUGCAAAUGUUGAGACUGCACGAGGCCACGAGGGUAUUUUAUUGAGAUACUGGGCUGAUGCCGUCACAGAGGUAGAGGCAGCCACUUUCGCCGGUGCUGUUGCUAGGAUCCUCACCUGUUUUGCGGAAAGCCCCUCCACGCCAAUUUCAAGCCUGGAGAUCGGAGGGAAAGAGAACUAUACGGUCACAGAAAAGCUUCUAGACCGGAACUCACUUGAAAAAAUUGUUGACGAGCGUAUCAAGGUCAUUAUCAAGCAGAUUCUCGGUGAGAGCAAACUCGCAUCAUCCUUGGUCAAACCCCACGACGAAGCUCUAUCAGAAAGUUUCCAUCAUAUUGAGAAGGGUAUCAAGAACUCUCUUCAAAACUUAGCUAUAGGAAGGGAAAUGACGCCUUCGGACUCCAUGCAAACACUCACCCCUGACGACAGAGUCCCGACUAACACCGAGAACCAGCUUUGGAGACUUUGGAGCAUAACAUUAGGACUGCCACCACACCCCAUAAAGUACCAAGACAGCUUCUUCAAGCUAGGUGGUGACAGCAUCACGGCUAUGAAAAUGGUUCGCGCUGCACGAGAUGAAGGAAUGAAACUGAGCGUUGGUGAUGUGUUUCAGCAUCCCGUGUUCGAAAAAUUGGUAUCUUUAAUCAAUGGUAGGGCGAAGCCAGUGACAUCAAACCUCAUGGCCAAACAUGUGGAGAACAUUCAGAACAUGGAGAAAUUGGCUGAAGACAGGCCUAUGCUACCAAAAAGCGAAUCCUCUCAAGAAAUAUCCAUCUUGAGGCCGAUCGAACUUGAUGAAACAUCGCUGCGUGCAGCAAUCUGUCCCAAGGUUGGUGUAUUCAAGGGGGGCAUAGUCGAUGUUUUGCCUGUGACAGAUUUCCAAUCCCUCUCCCUCGCAGCGACCAUGUUUGAGUCAAGAUGGAUGUUAAACUAUUUCUACCUCGAUGGAAAGGGCUCAUUAGACAUCCGGCGGUUGAGAGAAAGUUUCCUCCGCGUUGUUGACGCUUUCGAUAUUCUUAGGACGGUCUUCGUGAGUUUUCAUGGACAAUUUUUCCAGGUUGUCCUGCGCAAGAUUCGGCCUGAUAUCUUUGUCCACGAAACGGAGCAGAGUUUAGACGAAUAUACCAAGUCCUUGCAGCAGCGAGAUCGAAGCGAGCCUCCAGGGCAAGGGGUGCAAUAUGUGCAGUUCUAUGUCGUCAGAAAAGUCAACAGCGACGAACACCGAAUCCUCAUCCGCAUGUCGCAUGCUCAAUUUGACGGUGUCUGCCUAUCAAAAAUCAUGACUUCUAUCAAAAUGGCCUACGAAGGAAGCCCUAUUUCACCUUCGUCGUUCUUGGGUUAUAUGCGACUCCUGCCAGGAACAAUUACACCUGAACACUACCAGCACUGGAGUACUUUGCUCAAGGGAUCCAGGAUGACAGAGAUUGUUCAGCGAGACAGGCCAAAUACAUUCCAACAUAUAGGUGGUUUCGCGGAACAAAAGAAGGUUAUAGAGAUUCCUUCUACUGCAACAGAGAGUAUCACUAUCGCCACUGUCAUGCAAUCUGCAUGGGCAGUCACCCUUGCAAAAUUGUGUGCCCAGGAUGAUGUCGUCUUCGGUCUCACUGUCAGCGGAAGAAAUGCAGUUCCUGGUGUCGAAAACACCGUAGGCCCAUGCCUCAACCACAUCCCUAUUAGGGUUAGGUUCAAAGAUCGCUGGACUGCACUGGACCUAUUCCGCUUUCUCCAGGACCAGCAAGUAGCGAAUAUGGCCUACGAGUCCUUGGGCUUCAGGGAGAUUGCCAGACACUGCACAGACUGGCCGGAGUCGACUUACUUCACCACAUCAAUACUGCACCAGAAUGUCGACUACGAAGGGGAAAUGCAUCUUGACAACAACCCCUACAGGAUGGGCGGCGUGGGUGUCAUUGACAAUUUCACCGACCUCUCACUCUUUUCUAAACCGGUUGCUGGCCAACCCAACCAACUCACCGUUUCCCUAGGAUACUCGCUCAAGGGUCCUAUGGAUCCCAACUUCGUUUCCACGGUUCUUGAUAUGGUCUGCGACACAGCACAGAGCUUUGUCGCAAACCCCAACGUUGCACUACCUUCUCCUUCCAUGCUCCGCUCCCUACCUCCACAGCGCGUUGAAGAGAUCCCCGCCGCCUCAGGUAGCGACAGCUUCCUUCUUUCAUCGUUAAACAACCGCAGUCUAUCAGAGAUCCUUGCACAUUCGGGCCUCAUCACCCGCAUCUGGAAGCAAGUCUUGCCACCCAGAUCAAGCACGAGCAAACCACAAACCCCAUUCCAACUCGACUCCUCCUUUUUCAGACUUGGCGGAGACAUUGUGAGCAUGGCGCAGGUCGUUUGGAUCCUAGAGCAAGAAACUGGCUUGCAUAUCCGCCUUGAAGACCUUCUAGCACACUCAACGUUCCUUGGUCAUAUGGCCGUACUGGCUUUCAAUCUCGCCGACCGCGACACGGGAUCCGAGAACUCUUCAGAUGUCGCGCCAGCCUACGUUCCUGCUGAUGCGUCGAAGACAAUGUCUCUUCCAACACAGGAGGUAUUGCCCAUUAUCCCCGUUAAGAGCGAAUGGAGUGCCCUGGACAGGGCUAGACUUUUGGCGAAAAAUAUCACCAAGUUUGGUGGUUUGUCUGCGAGGGCGUGA
Aspergillus puulaauensis is the source of this 18576-nucleotide messenger RNA. RefSeq names its product nonribosomal peptide synthase Pes1 (gene nrps1). The transcript has 8 exons. The coding region runs from base 1 to 18576 and encodes 6191 amino acids. Lineage: Eukaryota; Fungi; Ascomycota; Eurotiomycetes; Eurotiales; Aspergillaceae. Gene Ontology annotation, molecular function: catalytic activity; phosphopantetheine binding. The record is from RefSeq and is a predicted model, not a curated record.